GCAGCGCAGUAAUGCGAACAAGCAGCAGCAGCAGACCGAAAAAUGGCUGAUUCCAAGAGAUCAACAACAACGACGUCGUCCACGAAUAACAGCGGCACUGGCGGCAGCGGCAGCAGCAGCAGCAAAUCUCGCAAAUCCAAGAACGACCUAAUCCGCAGCGCCGUCGGCAGUUAUCUCAAGCAGCGGAACUACAUCGUAAACGAUCGCUACCGAAAAUCGGAUCUAAUUCUAACGCAAUCCACCGAGCAAAUCGCAAUGAACACUGCCAUCGAAAACGAGAUAUCUAAGGCGAACAGUUUCCUGUUCUCGAACAUCUUCUGCCUGAACAACAAUCCUGCCCAGGUGGAUCAGCACUUUGUCAAAUUGUGUAACUUUAUCAAAUGCCAAGUGGAGCCGGUCCGGCAAGAGCUAUCCGAGCUGGUAAAUCCUCUUCUCUGUCAUCUGUACAUCGAGAUGCUGAAGGGGCGCGACUGGCGUCCGGCAAUUCUUUUCCUCCGGAAGCAUGCCUCCCUGGUAGGGAAGAUCGAACCAAGCUCCGUUCCUCCGAGCAACUCUCCACUGAUUAUGAAUCAGAAAAUCAACGGCACCGUUGAGGAGCAGCAAGCAUCCGGGAUUCCCGCUUCAACCGUGCAAAAUUCAGUCAUUAUUUUCUCCCCCACCAUGCAAGGUACACCUGAACCCACCCAGAACGCCAGUCCCAAGCUGGAAACGUUCAAGCAACUCAUUAACAAACUAUCGCAAAUCACCCGGAUCCAGGAUCUGGAAAAUAAUCCCCUGACGCUUCAGUUUCGAUCCUGCCAGUACGAAAUGCGACUUGGAUCUCCUUCGAUUGCAGCCCUACGACGAUAUCUGGCCAAAUAUGGCCACUCGUUGAUACUGCAGAUCCUCCGGAAUUGGUUCUAUUUCGAGACCAUCGAUGAUAAGGACUUUGUGGACUACAGUCCGGUGCUGGCAUCGCCCAAAGUUCAUAAAAAGCCACGAUUAGUCGGGACUUCCAAUGGAAUGGAUCUGCUGAAUGGUCUUCCAAUGGAGGUGGAUGCGCUGGAUGUCACGCCAGAGCCGGAAUAUGAUUUUUCCGAACACUCGGAGGCGGAAAAUAUGAAAUUUAUCCUGCGGAACGGCUUCAGCAGCGAGUACAUCCGGUACAAAGUUCGUGAGCUGAAUGGAGGCUUCGACGGGGGAGGAACCACGAUGGAUAUGGACGACGAUGACGAUGAAGAUGAUUCGGCAUAUCUGCCAGCCCUGGAGGACAUCCCACCUAGUGUUAAGGCGGAAGUAUUCCCGGAUGGCGAUCAACAGCAGCAGCAGCUACAGGAUGACAUAUCCGGCAUGUUUCGGAGGAUAACGGCAGCGGAACGGUUACGAAAGCUGCGGGAGUGUACGGAGAAACUGAACCGAUUCCAGUCGCCGCUUUGCAUCUACCAGGUGGAGAAUGUGGACGAUCGAUUGACAGCGGUGGCGAUCGAUGAGGACAGUUGCCAUUUGGCCAGUGGAUUCGAGGACGCUUCAAUCAUCCUGUGGUCGGUCAAUCGGAGCACUCAAAUCGGACGGAAACCGUACGCCGGACUGCGCGAUCGACGGUGCUGUUGGAAUGUGACUUGCUGUGAUAGUAGUUUUAGCGAGGACGAAGACGAGGAGGAGGAGAAGGAAGAUGGCGAAGGGAAAGGCGAUCUGCGUGGCGGCAAAGAACGGGAGUACGACGAUCCGGGAGAGCGCUCCGGGUUGCGAAAUCUGUUCCGGGUCAAGACGAAAGCGGAGGUGGAUCGGUUGAACAAGCUACUGCCCGUGUACAGCCGAAGGCAGGGCAAACGGGAACGCUGGAAGCAGUUUAUGGAUCGGAAGUGCAGUGAAAAUGUGUUCAGCGAAACCGGCGGAGUCACGCUGCGCGGCCACUCGAAUGCCAUCACCGAUCUCCUAUUCUCGAACCACGCUCCGCUGCUGAUGAGCGUCUCGCGGGAUCUCACGAUGCGCGCAUGGCAGGCCACAGACUACACCUGUCGAGCGGUGUACCGAGGCCACAAUCAUCCGAUCUGGACCGUGGCGGAAAGUCCGACCGGAAUGUACCUGGCGACCGGUUCGCGAGAUACGACGGCCCGGCUCUGGUCCACGGAUCGUGAGUUUCCGCUGCAGAUCUACGUUGGCCAUACGCAGGACGUGGACACGGUGGCGUUCCAUCCCAAUGGGAACUACUUGGCCACCGGGUCGACGGAUUUGACCGUCCGUUUGUGGUGUGCCACCAGUGGUAAACUGUUUCGGAUCUUCACCGACUGCCGACAACCGGUACAUCGGAUCUGCUUCAGUCCGGAUGGGAAAUAUUUGGCCGCUGCCGGCGAAGAAAAUCGCGUUCGGAUCUUCGAUCUCGCCGCGGGCUCCCAGCUGACCGAGCUGCGUGACCACACGUCCGGAGUAACCUACGUCACGUGGAGUUCCGACAGUCGGCACUUCGUGUCGGCCGGUGCCGACGGAACGGUCCGAAUAUGGGAUGCCGUCAAGAUGGUUUCGUCGUCUUCCUCGUCGUCGUCAUCUUCCAGCAGUUCUUCCGUUAGCAAUCAGCAGCAGCAAAAUUCAAUCAGUAGUCCAAGCAGUGGCGCUGCUGCUGCUGCUGCUACACUGACAAACAAUGGCACCGCCAGUGUUGCCAACCACUCUCAGAAGACCAGUUCCUCGUCGCAGCAGUCGUCGUCCUCCUCAAGCAAUACAACUAACAAUCUCUUGCUCGCCUACUCGACGGGCUGCCGGCGGAUCUACCGGUUGCACUACAAUCAACUCAGCGGAAGUCUCAGCUGUAUCGGUAACAGCUAAGAACAACUACAAUUACCUUCUUCAUCCCAACAACGCAGCGUUAAGUAUUAUUUAUUCUCUUUACCUUCAGCUAUCUUUCUUCUAUUCUUGUUUCCUCAAGGAAAAAAAAAUGCCUCUCGUUACCCUGAUGGAAUGAUAUACUCAGAGAGUGUUUCGUUGCUCCCUUUAAUAAUAUGUGUAGAAAGAGAAAGAGAUACAGAGAGAAUUAGUCCGAAUUUUUGUUUGUUUAAGAGCCUCUGUUGUUGUAAGUUAGUGUUUAAGCUACAAAAGUAAUAAAAGCCAAUAAUGAUGUCCUACUUAGCUAGAGAGAGAGAGUGAUAGCAAUUUGAUUGAUCGCGACAACGCACGCCCUAGGGUAUGCAAAUAUCUUGAAUAAGUUUGAAAAUCAUGAUUGUGAAACAAUGGGCUGAGUAAAAACUACUUACUUGCGCAAAGUUA
Molecule: messenger RNA, 3240 nt
Organism: Ochlerotatus camptorhynchus
Lineage: Eukaryota; Metazoa; Arthropoda; Insecta; Diptera; Culicidae
Gene: wda
Product: will decrease acetylation
Exons: 5
Coding region: 43-2802 (919 amino acids)
Molecular function (GO): RNA polymerase II general transcription initiation factor activity; protein binding
Source: RefSeq, a predicted model, not a curated record